Coffea eugenioides is the source of this 2408-nucleotide messenger RNA. RefSeq names its product sulfate transporter 3.1-like. Gene Ontology annotation, biological process: transmembrane transport. The transcript has 12 exons. Gene Ontology annotation, cellular component: membrane. The record is from RefSeq and is a predicted model, not a curated record. Lineage: Eukaryota; Viridiplantae; Streptophyta; Magnoliopsida; Gentianales; Rubiaceae. The coding region runs from base 290 to 2245 and encodes 651 amino acids.
UCAAGAACUCCCGAAUUCAGGAUAUCGAUCAGUGUAGGGCUACUUUCUUCACUACAAAAACUGAAAAAGCCAAGUCACAUUACCAAGAUCCUUGCACAGCUCCUGUGUUUUUGGUAUAUAAAGCCACCGUCAGCUAGGAAUAGUUGUUGCACCAUUAAUGCAUGACAACUGCCCGUUACAUUUCUUAGCUUUAAUUCUUAUGUGCCUUACUUGACUUGGACCCUCGACUUAUACCUUCUCAAAAUCUAAGUUAGGAAGAAAAACCCUAGAUUUUGUGCAAUUUAAUACAAUGGGAAAUGCUGAUUUUGAAUCCCAGCAUCGUGUUCGUGUGGAAUCACCUCCAUCAAAACCCUUUUUUCAGAAUUUAGGAAUGUCUGUGAAAGAGACGCUUUUCCCUGAUGAUCCUUUCAGGCAAUUCAAGGGUCAGUCAUUUUCAAAGAAAUGUGUUCUCGGGUUACAGUAUUUCGUCCCAAUUCUUAAGUGGGCUCCUGGUUACACUUUUGAUUUCUUCAAGGCUGAUUUCAUAGCUGGAAUUACUAUCGCUAGCCUUGCGAUUCCUCAAGGAAUAAGCUAUGCGAGAUUAGCAAAUAUUCCUCCAAUUAUGGGACUAUAUUCAAGCUUUGUGCCGCCGCUGAUUUAUGCCAUGCUGGGAAGUUCAAGAGAUUUGGCCAUUGGAGCUAUAGCUGUUCCAUCACUUCUCAUAGCUGCCAUGCUAGGAAAAGAAGUCCAUCCUGCUGAGGACUCCAAGCUCUAUGUGCAGCUGGUUCUGACAGCAACUUUCUUUGCUGGAGUUUUUGAAGCUUCUCUAGGCCUGUUAAGGCUUGGAUUCAUUGUGGACUUCCUAUCCCAUGCAACAAUUGUGGGAUUUAUGGGAGGAGCAGCUACAGUUGUGUGUUUGCAGCAGUUGAAGGGAAUUCUUGGGCUGGUUCAUUUCACACACGAAACUGAUAUCACGGACGUCAUGAAGUCUAUCUUUAGCCAAACGCACCAGUGGAAAUGGCAAAGCGGGAUCCUGGGAUGCUCUUUCCUCUUCUUCCUCUUCAUCGCAAGAUACUUCAGCAAAAGGAAGCCAGCAUUCUUUUGGGCAAAUGCUAUGGCACCUCUAAUUUCUGUUAUUUUGGGAAGUGUUCUGGUGUACUUCACCCAUGCUGAAAAUCAUGGAGUACAAGUGAUUGGGCACUUGAAGAAAGGGUUGAAUCCACCAUCUUUUUCAGAAUUGUCAUUUGAUUCUCCAUACCUCAUGACAGUCAUAAAGACUGGAAUCAUCACUGGUGUCAUCGCUCUAGCUGAAGGAAUAGCAGUUGGAAGAAGCUUUGCCGCAUUCAAGAACUAUCAUAUAGAUGGAAACAAAGAGAUGUUGGCUUUCGGAUUGAUGAACAUUGCUGGCUCUUGCACCUCUUGCUACCUUACCGCAGGACCAUUUUCAAGGACGGCAGUGAAUUUCAAUGCAGGCUGCAAAACUGCAGUGUCUAAUAUUGUUAUGGCAACUGCAGUGAUGAUAACAUUGUUGUUCCUCACGCCAUUGUUCCACUACACUCCUCUAGUGGUUCUUUCCGCCAUAAUAAUUGCGGCCAUGCUUGGCCUCAUAGACUAUGAAUCUGCCAUCCACCUCUGGAAGAUUGACAAAUUCGACUUCACUGUCUGCCUCAGUGCAUACGUUGGCGUGGUCUUUGGCAGUGUCGAAAUCGGCCUAGUUAUUGCUGUGGCACUGUCCCUUCUGCGGGUACUUUUGUUCGUCGCAAGGCCGAGGACUGUUGUUCUUGGAAACAUUCCGAACAGUAUGGCUUACAGAAGCAUUGAUCAAUAUCCCGGAGCUAUCAAUGUUCCUGGAAUGUUAAUCCUGCGUAUCGACUCUCCCAUAUACUUUGCCAAUGCAAGUUACUUGAGAGAAAGGAUCUCAAGAUGGAUCGACGAGGAGGAAGAUAGGUUAAAAUGCUCAAAAGAUGUUGAACUACAGCAUGUAAUAUUGGAUAUGAGUGCUGUCGGAACGAUUGAUACAAGUGGAAUUGGUAUGCUAGAAGAAGUCAAGAAAAACAUGGACAGAAGGUGUCUGCAGCUUGUAUUAGCCAAUCCUGGAAGUGAGGUUAUGAAGAAGCUGGAUAGGUCCAAGCUUAUUGCCACAGUUGGUCGAGAAUGGAUCUUUCUAACAGUUGCAGAAGCAGUAUGCGCUUGCACCUUCAUGCUUCACUCUUUCAAGCAGAAAGCCAAGGCAACUGACUGUGAAGGAUCAGAUAACACUGUUUGAUUAAUGCCCUAAAUAGGGGCUUAGGAAAGGCAGGCCAUAAACUAAAUGAUGGCGUGAUGCAAGGACUCAAAUUUCUUGAAGUCAGGAUAGGGUUCAAUUCUUGAGAAUAGUACAAGAAAUUAUUAAGCAACGCUAAUGAAACACAUCAGGCCUUUUAAUCUUC